ACAAAACUCGCACUGACACUUCCCAAUCAGCUGAAAAAUUGACUUCUGCGCAAUCAGAGCCGUCCACUGUCCAAUGUAAACAAUUCCUUAUCGUGAAACAUGUCGAUUACUUUAGAUAUCAAAUUGAAAAAACUGAACAAAAUUUAUCAUGAAGGUGAACUUCUGGCUGGAGUGGUGCAGGUCAACUGCAGCACUGAAUCAAAACAUGAAGGAAUCGCCCUCAACAUGGAGGGUGUAGUCAAUUUACAGCUUAGCAGCAAGAAUUUCGGCAUUUUCGAGGCAUUCUACAACUCCGUGAAGCCAAUCCAAUUACUCAACACAACAUUGGAAUUGAGCGCGCCAGGGAAACUUUCCCCAGGACUAUCGGAGUUCCACUUCGAAAUUCCACUUACAACCAAUAAGGAGCCGAAAAUGCUCUAUGAAACUUAUCAUGGAGUUUUUGUGAAUGUGAACUAUCAACUGAAGUGUGAGAUUAAGAGGAAUUUCCUCGCAAAGACAGUCACGAAACUGCAGCAAUUUUGCAUACAAUACAAGCCAGAGAAGGAGGCGUUGGCGAGCACGGAAGUGAAUUUCAGCAUAAGUCCUGAAACUUUGCAGAAGACUGCAAAGGAGAGGAUAUCCAUUCCGAGGUUUUUGAUUACGGGGAAGUUGGAUAGGACGGAGUGUUGCUUGACGAAGCCUUUCACAGGAUUUGUAACCGUACAACAUACAGAAGUUGCAAUCAAAUCAAUUGAAAUUCAACUAGUACGUGUUGAAACGUGCGGAUGUGCCGAAGGAUAUUCACGUGAUGCGACUGAAAUACAGAAUAUACAAAUAGCAGAUGGAAACGUUUGUCCGAAAGUGCAAAUACCAAUUUUUAUGAUAUUUCCGCGAUUAUUUACAUGUCCAACGUUAAUAACGAAGAAUUUCAAAGUUGAAUUCGAAGUCAAUUUGGUGAUUGUGUUCAAGGAUGACUAUUUGGUGACAGAAAACUUCCAGAUAGUCUUGAAGAGAUGGAAUUAACAGCGAUGGAGGGGCAUACUAACGAUGGAACAGGAUGCAGCGAAUAUUGCAAUUUCGAAUACUUGUUAUAGACGUACUUUUAAGAGCAUUCACUUAUACUUUACAAUAGGCCGUUUAACGUAAUCUUGAAUAUUUAAUUCAACUCUACAGCUACGAUAGCACUCUCUGAAAAGAAUUAAAUUCGAAUAAAUUCACAAAAAGGAAAA
Messenger RNA from Hermetia illucens (black soldier fly), 1208 nucleotides. Its product is annotated as vacuolar protein sorting-associated protein 26C. Gene Ontology annotation, cellular component: endosome. The coding region runs from base 100 to 1002 and encodes 300 amino acids. The transcript is spliced from 4 exons. NCBI's taxonomy places the organism in Eukaryota, Metazoa, Arthropoda, Insecta, Diptera, Stratiomyidae. The record is from RefSeq and is a predicted model, not a curated record. Gene Ontology annotation, biological process: intracellular protein transport.